CCUUAAACCUGAAUUCAGCCCAAGCAUAAGGGAACCUUGCCCCCCCCCCUUCUACAACACACAUAGCUCACUCAUUGUAUGUAAUCAAUCCCGUGCCAGAGGACAUAGUCUAUCCGAAUCCCUGUAACCUCCCUUUACCUCGAGAAGGUUUCUUCUUGACUCAUUAACACUUUGAGAAGCUAGGGUGGAUAACGAGAAGAGAAGAUGCUCUACAUACGGUGACAUGAGCUCAGAUAAGGCUACAUUAGCCACCAAUAGCAACAUUGAUGAAGACGAAGAUGUGAACCGGUUACCUCUUUUGUCGCUCAUUCGACAUCCAGAAACAAUCGCAAACAUUUCUCAUGUCUUGCAAGGUACAACUGAUUCUCCAUUAACUGUUACCGGUCAACAACAAGCUCGUAGGCUGAGUGAAAGGAUUGCAAAAUCAGUCAAUCUUACUUGGAAUUCUGAAGGUCAAAUGGUAAAUGCCAAACCGAUUCAUUGGAUAUUCAAUAGUGACGUUGUUCGAGCACAUGGGAAUACACUCUCACCUCUAUUGGUACCUGGCAGACCACCAACAAGCAUUUUGUCAUCACCCGCAGGUAGAGCUCGUCAUUUAGCCCAAUCAAUCGCAGAUGCAAUCCGAGAUGUUUCAACUUCAAAUGUCCACUUUGCCAAAGCGCAUGAGGAGAAAAAGUAUACAUACCCAGAGGUGAUCAUACGAGAGAGGAUAGCAGAGAGAUGUUUCGGACAACGUGAAGGUGUCGUCUAUUCUCGUGGACAAGUCAAACCGGUCAAGGAUAUUAUUGACCCAAAAGAUCGAUUAGGAUUGCAGUCUGAACCUCCACAAGUUUUUCAUCAAAGAGUAAAAGAUGAAUUUGAAUAUUUGAUAUCUCUUCUUCAAGAUCAUCAAAAUGAUACAAUACCACCUCAUUUUAUCGUCAUCACACAUGGCCUAUGGAUUAGAACAGCGCUUGAGAUCGCUUUUGGUCAAGUCAGACAACCUUUUACGCAAAAUACGGGAAUAUUCACUUUGGCAUUAUUGGACCGAUCCACCAGAGCUCUUUCAGCACGAUCGGAAGGAAUGAACUUGUUUGGAUUGGUCAGUCAAAAUGAUACGGCGCAUUUGAUCGGACUGAAAAGGCAACGUGGAGGGAUAGGAAAUAUGGCGAGUGAUCGUAAUCAGCAAACGUUACAGCAAAUUUGGCAAUCACCUCCAAAGACAACAAAGAGCAACAGUGAUGACAAGAGCAAAAAUGAACAAGAAGAUGAGAAAGAGGUAGAAGUGCCUGUUGCAGUAAAAGUUCAAGAAGUAGAGACUUCGAGACCGCAACAACGCCAAACACUCUCUGAUGGUUCUUCAGAAGAGAAGAAAAGUAGUACAAAGAGAUCACAAGAAUCCCACUCGCCAUCAAAGCACGGGAGCAAAAGGCAAAAGAAUCUAUUUCAAAUGUGGAAAUCAUAGACAGAUAGACAACUAG
Molecule: messenger RNA, 1460 nt
Organism: Meira miltonrushii
Lineage: Eukaryota; Fungi; Basidiomycota; Exobasidiomycetes; Exobasidiales; Brachybasidiaceae
Product: phosphoglycerate mutase-like protein
Exons: 1
Coding region: 224-1444 (406 amino acids)
Cellular component (GO): cytoplasm; cytosol
Molecular function (GO): phosphatase activity
Source: RefSeq, a predicted model, not a curated record